AUGAAACUACUGAAGCAAUUCAUAAUUUUGAUAACUGCGGUCGUUUUUACCACUGGUCAGAGUAUCGACGAGUGCCUGAAGCAAGACAGCAUAUCCUGCGUGCAGAAGACUCUAUAUAGGACCGCCAAAGAAUUCUUUGCCAAGGAUAAAUUAGAACUUAUAAACGGAGUCAAUCUCGUGAAGAAUAAUGUCAAUGCCAGAUCUAUCAAGGAACUUACUUAUGAUCAAGAGAUGGAGGCCGCUAAUAAUAUCGUGGAAAGACAAAAUUCUCUCGAAAACUUCAUUAGCGAUGAAGCUGGGCAAUUUUUGACCGGUCGCAAUCUUAGGAUCAAUCUUGCAUCUGCUUUUGAGAAAAUCCAAGAAUCGGCUCGUGUCUUCAGUGAAUCUGCUCCACCAGAAAUUCGUCAAGCUGUCAACGAGGUUGUUGAAGCGCGAGGCAAGAAAAAAGGAUUUCUAAAAGGACUCUUACCCCUUCUGGUUGCCGCAAAAAUAAAGUUUGGUAUUUUGGGAGUUCUCUUAUACUUUGUCACCGGAUUCUUAGCGAAAAAGGCGAUCCAAGCGUCCAUCAUUUCUCUCCUCAUCUCUGCUUUCGUCGGUAUAAAAACAUUCUGGUCAGGCAAAAACUACCAUCACGAUGUCACUCCUUACAAUGGUGGCUGGAGUGGUGGAUUUUCAAGUCCUGUCAGCAGUGGAUGGUCAAGUCCCGUUAACAGUGGAUGGUCCAAUUCCGUAUCUGGUGGAUGGAGCAAUGGUGGUUCUUCCGGUUGGGAAGAUUCUCAUUACGCGCACAGCCAAGCAUAUGGAUAUCAUCAUUAAUGAUCGUUGAUAUUUUCUUCUUUUGUUUCUUUCUUUUAUUAUAAU
Molecule: messenger RNA, 861 nt
Organism: Atta colombica
Lineage: Eukaryota; Metazoa; Arthropoda; Insecta; Hymenoptera; Formicidae
Gene: Osi6
Exons: 3
Coding region: 1-816 (271 amino acids)
Source: RefSeq, a predicted model, not a curated record